Molecule: messenger RNA, 1064 nt
Organism: Centruroides sculpturatus (bark scorpion)
Lineage: Eukaryota; Metazoa; Arthropoda; Arachnida; Scorpiones; Buthidae
Product: selenoprotein T2-like
Exons: 4
Coding region: 108-431 (107 amino acids)
Biological process (GO): cell redox homeostasis
Cellular component (GO): endoplasmic reticulum membrane
Molecular function (GO): thioredoxin-disulfide reductase (NADPH) activity
Source: RefSeq, a predicted model, not a curated record
AUUCAUGAGGUUAUCGUCGUGUCUUUGAACAGUAUGCCUCCAUACUUCAAGAAAAGUAUCCGGACCUAACUGUUUCGGGAGACACGUAUCCGCCUCCAUUUCUUCGAAUGAGUUUUGCUCAUUUUCUUAAUGUAUUUAAACUUGUAUUCAUUGCCUUAAUUUUGGGGGGCAUUACUCCCUUUCCUUCUUUAGGAAUGACUACUCCACAAUUUUAUGUUUGGAUGACUGAGAACAAAAUGCAUGCAUGUUUGAUGAUAUAUUUUUUGUCCAAUGCACUUGAAAGUCAAUUGGUUUCCACAGGAGCUUUUGAAAUUGCACUUAAUGAUGUACCAGUUUGGUCCAAACUUGAAACAGGCAGAAUACCCUCUCCUCCAGAACUUUUUCAAAUCAUUGAUAAUCAUAUUCUUCUACGAUCUACAGAUCCACCCUAAGUAUUCAUAAUUAUAAAUAUCGUCCUACGUUGAAGUUUUCUAUAUGCAGUAUAUGAUUUGUUGACAUUUAUGUGAUAUAUGAUUUGCGGAUGAUGAAAUAUGACAGCUUCCACUUCAAGCUCUUGUUGCCUGUGGUAGCUUGAUGAAAUAUCAUCAUCAGUCAAGAGAUUAUAUCAAGAAAAAGUUAUUAGUUUAAGUAAAAAUUGAUUUAUUACUAGUAAAAAUUUAUCCAGAUAUGUAAUAUUGAUAUACUUUCCAUCUCUAAUUUGUUGUUUCUAAAUAUUUACUUCAUUUUUCUAUUUUAUUAUUUAAAUUAUAAAACAAAUUGUUUAUUUUUUGUUAAAAUGCUUAAACAUUGAUUUAAUGGCAGCUAAAUUAGUUAAUGAAAUAGCAAUUUAAAAAUUUUUAUUUAGACAGUAAACAAUAGGAUAAUUUAGAAACUAUCGGAGCAUCCUAAAUUUUUUUCCAUCAUAAUUUAUUUAAUUGCGGCUAUCGAUAGUUAAAUGUUACGUUUAGAAAAUUGCCCAAACUAUAUACAGUUUUAAGGUUAUGGAAAAUAUAUUUAAGUAAAAUAUUGUAUGAUAAAAAUUGGAAAUAAACAGAUGUCUCAAUUAUCAUUACAGAUAUGUAAAA